Molecule: messenger RNA, 1267 nt
Organism: Solanum lycopersicum (tomato)
Lineage: Eukaryota; Viridiplantae; Streptophyta; Magnoliopsida; Solanales; Solanaceae
Product: short-chain dehydrogenase TIC 32 B, chloroplastic
Source: RefSeq, a predicted model, not a curated record
CACAAGUUUGAUAGAGCAUUUUAUAUAUACGUGGUUUUCCAAUAUUGUUAUUCAAAAUUCCAAAAUUUUGGUGUAAUGAAGGCAACUCUCAAAUAUUUGGCUGGCAUUGCUGGCCCAAGUGGUUAUGGUUCUAAAACAACUGCUGAACAGGCUACUAAAGAUUUCUCUAAUUCCUCUAAUUCUCAACUCACUGCAAUUAUCACUGGCGCAACAUCAGGGAUUGGAGCAGAAACAGCAAGAGUAUUAGCAAAAAGGGGUGUAAGAAUAGUGUUACCAGCAAGAGACUUAAAAAAAGCAGAAAUUUUGAAGGAAUUUAUACAAAAAGAAACUCCAAUGGCUCAAAUUAUAUUGUUAGAAAUUGAUUUGAGUUCAUUUGCUUCAAUUCAGAGAUUUUCUGCUGAGUUUUUGUCUUUACAACUUCCACUUCACAUCCUCAUAAAUAAUGCAGGGAAAUUUUCACAGAAAUUGGAGUUUUCUGAAGACAAAAUUGAGAUGACUUUUGCUACAAACUACUUAGGUCAUUUUCUAUUGACAGAGUUGUUAUUAGAGAAAAUGGUGGAGACAGCAGAAGGGUGUGGGAUUGAAGGAAGAAUAGUGAAUGUUACUUCAGUAGUUCAUAAUUGGGUGAAAAGAGAUCAAUUCCGUUUCUCCCAAUUGCUCAAUCCUAAAAAAUAUUAUAAUGGUACUCGUGCAUAUGCUCAAUCAAAAUUAGCCAACAUUUUACACGCAAAGGAAUUGUCAAGACAACUAAAGGCAAGAAAUGCAAAUGUAACUAUCAAUGCAGUCCAUCCUGGAAUUGUAAAAACUGGAAUUAUCAGAGAUCACAAAGGCUUUAUCACUGAUUCUCUCUAUUUUAUGGCAUCAAAGCUUCUAAAGUCAACAUCACAGGGUGCAGCAAGCACAUGUUAUGUAGCAUUGAGCCCACAAACAGAAGGGAUGAGUGGGAAAUACUUUGCAGACUGUAAUGAAAGUCACUCUUCAGUUUUAGCAAAUGAUGAAAUUGAAGCUCAUAAACUUUGGAAGGGUACUCGUGUUCUUAUCCAUAGAAGAUUUCUUCCACAUGUAAAUUCAUAAACCAAAAAAAAAAAAAGAUUAGUUUUUGUACAUGUUAAAUUAAUAAAAAUAGAUAUACUUUGUUGUAUAUCCAUAUAAUAUAUGAUGAUAGAUGAAAAUAUGAUACAAGUAUAGUAGUUUGUCCAAUUGUUAGCCAACUGAUGGAGUACAAAUGUUAAGUGGAAAUAAUGAAGAAUCUUCUUUUAGUGGUCCA